GCAGAGGACUUGGGGAAGGCACAUUGCGCUGCAGCUUCAAAUCCCGGCUCCUCUCCGGCCCCUAGAACCCGCACCCCUCGCCCCUCUAGUGGCCGAAAUGAGCCUCCUGCCCAGCCGCGCCGCCCGCGCCCCGCACCUUUCGGGCUCGCUGUUCGCGCUGCUCCUGCUGCUGCUGCUGCUGACGCCGCCGGAGCCCUUCGCCAGCGCCGGUCCUGUCUCGGUCAUAGUGAGGGAGCUGCGUUGCGUGUGUUUAACCACCACACCGGGGAUUCAUCCCAAAAAGAUCAUGAAAAUGCAGGUGAUCGGGGCCGGGCCACAGUGCCCCAAGGUGGAAGUCAUAGCCACCCUGAAGAACAAGAAGGAAGUCUGUCUGGACCCAGAAACCCCAGCGCUGAAGAAAGCCAUCCAGAAAAUCUUGGACAGUGGGAAAAAAACUGAUUAAGAGAGAGGACCAUCCGUUGGAAAAAUGGCCCAGUUCCUUAGCAGAGCAGCUUUCUGCAGGUCUCAGGACCCAGUGAAGACAAAACGCAAGGACUGGUUUUCUCCAGUGAGUUAGGCUUCUUCAUGAACUCCCUACUUGUGAAAAAAAGGUCAAGGGAGGGACCUAUUUUUGUCCUUCCAGCCUAAUGCGCGCUCCUGAAGUAUUGAACAUAGUAUUCCCCGCUAUUUAUUUGCUGUUAUUUUGCCUGCUGUGCUAUUGAAACCUUUGGCAAUUGACUAAAUUGUGAGUCAAAAAUCACUGGUUGUUAAUCUUUCAAGGUGACUAUUGUUAUUUUAGAAUAUAUUCCUGACAGUGUUACUGAGAAAGCUGUGGGUUUAAUGUGUGAAUGAUAUUUCAUUGGAAUGCUGUAUGUGGAGAGAAAUUGCUACCGUUACUCUUCAUGAAAUAGGAAAUACUUUAGCAUUGUUUCUUCGGGAAUAUGUUAGGAGAACUCGCUCUAAGACCCGGGAUGCUGUGUUGUCUUAGAAACCUGAGUGUCUCCUGCAGUUAUCUGUAUAAAGUAUAUUUCCUUAUUUAGAAUUUUUAAAUGUUUAAGUUCUGUAAGGAACUUAAUAUAUUCUUCUCCUAUAACUUUAGACAUUUGAUGUCUUCUAAGUAUGGCAUAAUGUCAUGACUUACUUGCUAAACUUUAAUUUUAUGGUAUAUACUAACAUUUUUUUAGGAGUACCAUUAUUCUAGUCACUAAGUAUAUGUUUGGAUAGAUGAAGAAGCUAGGAUAAAGGUAAAUUCCCUACUUCAGUUUUUAUAGAAAUGCAUUAUUUGCAGUUUUUAGGAACAAAAAUAAACUUAACAAGGAUCUGUACUCUGACAGUUUUAAAAAUGAGCUAUUUAAACAUAGAUUCAUAUUUAGCUUUCAAAAAAUAUACACAGGUUAAGGUUUUGACCAUUUUUUAAAUAAAGAAUUACCUAUGCAUCGCAA
Suricata suricatta (meerkat) is the source of this 1421-nucleotide messenger RNA. Its product is annotated as alveolar macrophage chemotactic factor-like. Gene Ontology annotation, biological process: neutrophil chemotaxis; inflammatory response; cellular response to lipopolysaccharide. Gene Ontology annotation, molecular function: chemokine activity; CXCR chemokine receptor binding. The record is from RefSeq and is a predicted model, not a curated record. The transcript has 4 exons. Gene Ontology annotation, cellular component: extracellular region. The coding region runs from base 98 to 442 and encodes 114 amino acids. Lineage: Eukaryota; Metazoa; Chordata; Mammalia; Carnivora; Herpestidae.